AUGCAGCACAACAUCUUCACCUCCAUUCGUAGCAUGAAAAUCAUGGACGGUUGCAAGGGCACGCAGGUCCACGCGCUGAAAUCCUCCGCCGCCGCCGAUCGGACUGCCGCCGACUCUGCCUGCGGCGUCAGUGCAGCUGAUAAAGCGCUGCACACUUCGCUCGACCAUUCAAAAACCCCAAACGGUCGAACCAAACCGGUCUCUACUACAGCUCCAAGACACGACGCCGUUGCGGAGACUCUUCUCCCGUGCGGGCUUCCCGCUUUGGAGCUUCUGGAACCUUCGAUUGAGCCUUCCUUGAAGCCCUUGGACUUUGUAGAAACCCUUGCCCGCGUUCAUCGCAGGGCUGAGAGUUGUGCGGCGCUCGAGAAAUCCGAGGUUUAUUUGGAGCAAUGCGUGGUGUUGCGUGGCCUGCCGGAUCCGAAGCUGUUCCGGCGGGGACUACGCGAGGCUCGGCGGCACGCGGCGGAGGUGCACGCGAAAGUUGUACUGGCUUCGUGGUUGAGGUAUGAGCGGAGAGAGGAUGAGCUUGUUGGAUCGAAUUCGAUGGAUUGCUGUGGACGAAACCUUGAAUGUCCCAAGGCUAGUUUGGUCCCCGGGUAUGAUCAUGAAUCGGUGUUUGAUCGUUGUUCGUGUUUUCGUAGAGAGAUAGUUAGUGAUUGUGUUGAUCAUAGUCAGGAAUGCGAACGAGAAUGCUCCAGUUCGAGUGAAUAUGUCGAUGGCAGUGGUGAUCAUGAUGCUGAUGCUGAUGAGAAUGACGUGUUAUUCUGCAUUGGUGAUAGUGAAGUUAGUUGCAGGAGGUACUCGAUGGCUGCACUCUCAAGGCCGUUUGAGACGAUGUUGUGUGGUGAAUUUGUCGAGUGUAGGAGAGAGAAGAUAAAUUUCUCUAUGAAUUCUGUUUCUGUUAAGGCAAUGAUGGCUGUUGAGGUUUUUAGUAGAACCAAGAGGCUUAGUCAGUUCCCUCCUAAUGUUAUUCUCGAGAUGCUUUCUUUUGCGAAUAAGUUUUGUUGUGAGGAGAUGAAGCAUGCUUGUGACACGCAUUUGGCAUCUCUGGUUCUGGACAUGGAUGAUGCGGUUUUGCUGAUUGAGUAUGGACUGGAGGAGACUGCACAUCUGCUGGUGGCGGCUUGCUUGCAGGUGUUUCUCAGGGAGCUUCCGGGUUCGUUGCAGCGAUGGAGUGUUAUGAAGCUGUUUUGUAGUCCAGAGGGUAGGGAUAGAUUGGCCCUUGCGGGGCACGUGUCGUUUGUGUUGUAUUAUUUUUUGAGUCAGGUUGCGAUGGAGGAGGAAAUGAAGUCUAACAUGACAGUGAUGCUCUUGGAAAGAUUGGGAGAGUGUGCGGCGGAGGGUUGGCAAAAGCAACUUGCAUAUCACCAAUUGGGAGUUGUUAUGUUUGAGAGAAAGGAAUACAAAGAUGCACGACAUUGGUUUGAGGCUGCUGUUGAGGCAGGACAUGUUUAUUCUUUAGUGGGUGUUGCAAGGGCCAAAUAUAAGCUCGGUGACAUGUAUUUAGCAUACAAGAUGGUAAACUCCCUUACAGAAAAUUAUAAACCAGUUGGUUGGAUGUAUCAAGAGAGGUCUUUGUAUUGCACAGGGAAGGAGAAAAUGGUGGACUUGGUCUCUGCAACUGAAUUGGAUCCAACUCUUUCUUUUCCAUACAAAUACAAAGCUGUUUCUUUGCUGGAGGAGAAUAAGAUUGGAGCUGCCAUUUCUGAAAUUGAUAAAAUAAUUGGUUUCAAGGUUUCUCCGGACUGCCUUGAGUUGAGAGCUUGGUUUUUGAUUGCUAUGAAGGAUUAUGAAGGAGCCCUAAGAGAUGUCAGGGCAAUUUUGACGCUGGAUCCAAAUUAUAUGAUGUUCUUUGGGAAUAUGCAUGGUGGUCACUUGGUAGAACUCCUCCGCCCUGUUGCUCAGCAGUGGAGCCAGGCUGAUUGCUGGAUGCAAUUGUACGACAGAUGGUCUUCUGUCGAUGAUAUUGGUUCUUUGGCUGUUGUACACAAAAUGUUGGAAAAUGACCCUGGGAAAAGUAUCUUACGCUUUCGGCAAUCGCUCCUUCUAUUACGGUUAAAUUCGCAGAAGGCAGCCAUGCGCAGUUUGCGUCUAGCUAGAAAUCAUUCAUGUUCAGCACAUGAAAGACUUGUCUAUGAAGGAUGGAUAUUGUAUGACACUGGCUAUCGUGAAGAAGCAUUGGCAAAAGCUGAGGAGUCCAUUUCCAUUCAAAGGUCAUUUGAAGCUUUCUUUCUCAAAGCUUAUGCCUUAGCUGACUCAAGUCUUGAUUCAGCGUCUUCAAAGUAUGUGAUCAGUCUCUUGGAGGAAGCUCUUAGAUGCCCCUCAGAUGGUCUUCGUAAAGGACAAGCGCUGAAUAAUUUGGGGAGUGUAUAUGUAGAUUGUGGCAAGUUGGACUAUGCCGCUGACUGCUACAAGCAUGCACUAAAUAUCAAGCAUACACGAGCACAUCAAGGGUUGGCACGCGUAUAUCAUCUCAAGGAUCAGCACAAAGAUGCAUAUGAUGAGAUGACAAAACUAAUAGCAAAGGCCAGGAAUAAUGCAUCUGCAUAUGAAAAACGUUCAGAAUAUUGUGAUCGUGACAUGGCAAAGAGUGAUCUUAGUUUGGCAACACAGUUGGAUCCCCUAAGGACUUAUCCUUACAGAUAUAGGGCAGCAGUUUUAAUGGAUGAUCAUAAGGAAGAUGAAGCAAUAGCAGAGCUUUCAAGGGCCAUUGAUUUUAAGCCAGAUUUGCAACUGUUACAUCUCCGAGCAGCAUUUCAUGAUUCAAUGGGUGAUUAUAUUUCUACCGUCCGAGACUGUGACGCGGCCCUUUGUCUUGAUCCUAGCCAUGCUGAGACGUUAGAGCUUUGUAACAAAGCACGGGAGCAAAUUAAUGAACAAAAAUGA
Molecule: messenger RNA, 2889 nt
Organism: Sphenostylis stenocarpa
Lineage: Eukaryota; Viridiplantae; Streptophyta; Magnoliopsida; Fabales; Fabaceae
Source: the annotation of a GenBank genome assembly